Messenger RNA from Microplitis mediator, 1248 nucleotides. RefSeq names its product protein lifeguard 2-like. The transcript has 7 exons. NCBI's taxonomy places the organism in Eukaryota, Metazoa, Arthropoda, Insecta, Hymenoptera, Braconidae. The record is from RefSeq and is a predicted model, not a curated record. Gene Ontology annotation, cellular component: membrane. Bases 199 to 1185 code for a protein of 328 amino acids.
UUUUUAUACACCCUAAUAUAUGUAUAUAAUUUUACAAGAAUAGAACACACACCUAUUGGUUAACGAUGCAUGCGCGAUACUUCAGGCACAUGCGCUGUAGAAAUAUCGCGCACGCGCAGCAGACAAAACCUUCAAUAAGUCAAAAUAAAGUAAAAUGUCCUGUCAAUUUAAAAAUUAAUAAAAUAAUAAAAAAUUACUAUGCAACAAUCAUCAACACAUUUCGGAAAUAAUUUAAAUAAUAUUCCCGCGUCAUAUAUUUCUCUUGAUCAAAACAAUGUCCUCCCGGACCAAUCGACUGUUCAUAUCCCCGUUGCCGCCGGAGGACCUCCGUUACUUCCUCCAUUGGUUAGAGGUCAAAAUAUUCAAAGUGGUCCAUAUACACUGACAGUAACCAACAGUAUGGUACUGGAACGGGAGCGUCAAAAUCAAGAAAUUUAUCGCUUUUGGUUAGCUCAGCAGAGACGUAAUUUAGGAGGCACCCAAACUGACGAAGAUUAUUUUGCCGAAUUUAAAAGUUCUAAAAUACGCCGAAAUUUUAUAACUAAAGUUUUUUUUAUAUUAUUUUUGCAAUUUUUAUUUACAGCACUCUAUGUAUCUUUUUUUUUAUUCUAUCCACCUGCACGUGAUUUUAUAAAUCGUUACUGGUAUUUAUGGGUCAUAGCAAUGACGGUAUUUAUUUGCUCAUAUUGUAGUAUUUCGAUAACCGAUUGCGGAAGAAGACAAUCAGGAUGGGGAAUUACGUUAUUGUUAUUACUGACACUUGCUGAGUCGCAUUUGGCUGCCUACAUAUCAAUUCGCUUUCAAGUAGAAGUGGUCUUGAUAACCGUUGGUACAACCGCGGCAGUAGCACUCUUAGUUUCGAUCGCGGCGAUUUUUUUCAAAUUUGACUUCACCAUGUGGGCUGGACUCUUAAGUAUUCUAGGCGUCGUUUUAUUAAUGGCGGUCGUAUUAUUGACAGUGUUAAUGAUGUACACUAAAAUUUCAGUUAUUAUCACAGUUUUUGGAGUAAUCGGUGCUUUGAUAUUCUCAUUGUAUCUGUACUUUGAUGUGCAGACAAUAAUGGGUGGUAGGAAAAUUCAAUUAUCCCCGGAUGAAGUUAUAUUUGCCACAACACAACUUUACGUCGAUAUUAUUGGUCUUUAUCGUUAUUUAUUGCUCCUAAUUGGUGGUUCUACUAGAACUUGAUCAUUUAUGAGUUUUUAUAAACAUUUUACACUAUUUUUUAUAUCAAUAAAUGUUUUUUUUACA